Molecule: messenger RNA, 1173 nt
Organism: Saccostrea echinata
Lineage: Eukaryota; Metazoa; Mollusca; Bivalvia; Ostreida; Ostreidae
Product: acetylcholine receptor subunit alpha-like
Exons: 1
Coding region: 1-1173 (390 amino acids)
Biological process (GO): regulation of membrane potential; nervous system process; monoatomic ion transmembrane transport
Cellular component (GO): synapse; membrane; neuron projection
Molecular function (GO): extracellular ligand-gated monoatomic ion channel activity; neurotransmitter receptor activity; transmembrane signaling receptor activity
Source: RefSeq, a predicted model, not a curated record
AUGAAUCUCACUGCACUUUUUUUAAUUUGGAUCUUUGAAAGUUGUGCCUGUUCCGAAAAUUUUGUGGAUCGCCUUUUUGAAAACUAUAGCUCAAUGAUUAAACCAAGAAAAAAUCAAAGUGAAGUGGUACAUGUUAAUUUCUAUUUUACUAUUAAUUCGGUUCAAGAAGUUGAAGAACGUAUGCAAUAUAUAUCAUUCUUCGGUUGGUUCAAUGUUCAGUGGUAUGACGAAUUUCUCACUUGGAAUCACACUCAAAAUUCCGGUUUAGAAAUGAUUACUGUCCCCUAUCAGAAACUGUGGACCCCAGACAUAUCAAUGUGGUAUACUGAAAAAGGUAUCCAUGGAUUGGAACCACAUCCAUACGUCACAGUGAGUUCUAAUGGUCACGUGACCUGGUAUCCUGGCGGGAAAAUCAUACUUUCCUGUGACAUCAAAGUUUCGAGAUUUCCGUUUGAUGAGCAGCAAUGUGAAAUAAUUGUUAGUGCUUGGCAGGUAACUGACUGGGUCCAAAAACUUGUUCCAAAAUCAAGAACAGAUGAUGAUUCAAAAAUCAUAUCUCAAAAUGGAGAAUGGAUAUUUGUUAAAUUUACCUUUACAAUAGUGUACGAACCAGAAUUUCAUUUAACAACAGUGGUGUAUGUUCUUCAUUUCAUCAGAAGAUACCUUUACAUCGUAUUGACUAUUUUUGUUCCCAUAAUAAUACUAGCUGUUCUAAACUCACUGACAUUCUUUGUUCCAGUCCAUUCAGGGGAGAGAAUUACCUACAGCCUAACGCUUUUUCUGACCUUUACUGUAUUUUUAACCUUAUUCGAGGAAACGAUGCCAAGAAAUUCUACCGAUGUACCAUACCUCACGAUAUACGUAGGAUUCCAUUUACUCCUUUGUGUAAUAAGUACGAUCAUUUCUGUUUUGUUGAAACCUAUCAUUAAGCCAAUUACUCAUCAUGAUCAAGCCCCAAACACUGAGAUGGAAACAAAGGAACAACAAACUGAGAAUGAAAGGAGUAAUGAAAAUGAUAAACCCCUCGAAUUUGAUGAACAUGAUGUAGAGGAAGGCAGAAAUCUUUGUGGAUAUCCUCAGUUUUAUAAAAAGAUUGACAAAUGCAUGAUUUUGUUUAAUAUAACUGCAUUAAUUUCUUCAACGGUAAUAUUAUUCAUUUUCUAUUACAUAUGA